UGCCUGGUUGCACCCUCGAACGCUUUUCAUCGACGUCAUCUCUCACAUAUUGCACCGCCGUACCAUUCUAACAUCCCAUCGAAUGUUCAUACCACCCGGGCCGGGCCCUCUGAAACGACACAUUCUCUCUUGCGCCAUCGAGGGGGAGACAGGGGGAUGCGACUGAGAAUAUGACCAGAGAACACCAGCCGCCGCCCUCGUCGACUGAUGUCACCGCCUCUUCGACCAGCACGCCGCCCAACCCGCAGCACGCCUCGCCCAACGCACCACCACGCCCGUCGCUGCAGCGCCUGCCUCGCAGCGCCGCCGUGCCCAGGACGUCGCCCGCAGAGGACCCGCGCUCGCCUGGACCGCGCCCUGAGGACGACGAUGAAUCAGCCACGGAGACCGACACCGACAUGAGCGAGGACGAGACCGAGACUGGCAACAAUGACGCUGGGCCUCGCACACGCGCGGAUAUUGUGCCGCUGGGCAAAGCGUCGCCAGAUGAGUUAGAGAUUGAGCGUCUGCGCAACCUGCAGCUGAAGAUCCUGCAGCAGCAGCAGCGCCAGCGCAUGAGGAACAUCUCAGGCAACACGGGCAAUGCUGGCCUGGGUGCUCGGAGAGUAUCACCAAUCAAAGAGGAGCCCAUGUCCGCCAUGUCACCCACCCUCGAAGGAGCCUUCGCCAACACACCGAGCCCAUUGCCAACAGGAGCAACUACGUCAACGGAGUCGACAGAAUCGGCGAAGACCAUCCGCGGAAGUGUGCCACCCACACCUGCUGGCCACCAGGCAUUGAGGACCCCAUCGUACCCGUUCCCUACGGUCCCCAACACACCACGAUGGGCCUCGUCGUUCCACAUGCCCUUCACCAGUCUGUCACCCACAGUGUCAGCCAUCCAUUCCAGGGAAUGGACCGUGCCCAAGGACCGUGUCGCCUCAGAGUCGAGCACACCUGCUGCGUCGACUACACCGUUUGCGCCGGGCGAGAGGGCCCACUUCUUCUCUGAAGCUGAAGAUCCUCGCUACCCCAGCCCCAACCUUUACGAUUUGGUGCUACAGCUCGGCACUGAGCCUGGCCUUGCAGCAUGGUGGACUGCCGUGACCACGAUUAUGAGAGAGCACUAUGGUGCGGAAAGAGCAACACUAGCCGUGCCUGCAGAUGCAUCUGAUAUCGAGAACGUGCCUUGGGGCCAGAAGACCACCUACACUGUCACCUUCAGCGAUGACAGCCCGCGUGCUGCGACAUACCAGGAAGCAUCAAAUUCCAAGAACCACGCUAUCAGAGUGCAGCAGCCCACCCCACAGUCAGAAGAAAGGCCACCAACUGUAAUACCAGAAAGGAGGCCAAAGCUGUUCUCGCACCACUCCUUCGCCGGUCACGAGCGGCAAAAGGCUGAAGCAGCCUUCCCCGAUUCUCCCACGCCUGUGAUACCUGUUCGACCCAGAGGACCAUUACGAGCUGUGAGUCAUGCCCCGCAAGCGCCUGCAAGGGAACAUCCUCUUAGGCAGGUCUCGCAGGCUUCCUUCGAUGGAUCGUCGUCACCGUUUCCAGGCAUCAUUAACACCUCCACUUGUGAUCCGUCGUUUAGUGAUCCGGAUUUCUCAAGUGUCGGUGAAGAGCCACCAAUGCCCACCGCUGUCUUCAGCGUACUACGCGCUCUCGAUCACGAACCGGACGCUCUGAUAGACAACACCGGUGUCAGUCGCGUCUUGGAACGAGGACGCUUGGUUACUUUGACACGAGACUACUCGACAUCUAUGUCGACUUCUCGUGAAGACCUGCUUGAGAAGGAGAAGGAGAAGUCAGAAGAAAACAAGCCAUCAGCUGAGAAAGCUGGCACCAUAGGACCAGAAGCACUCAAAGCCGGACGUGGCCAUGUGGGACUUACCGCAAAACCAGGAAGUCUUGGUGUUGGCAAUCUGGGAUUACGACCUCGUUACGAAGAAUACGAACAAUACCCAGCGUCGCCGUGGGCACAGUCACCCGCUCCGUCGCCGGCGAUACAAAACGAUGCAGAAGCAAACCCUUUCUUUGCUACCAGCAAUGUCGAUGAGGACACAUUCAACCCUUCCAAGUCUCCUCAAGACUACACCCAGUAUGGUGUCGUCGAAGCAAUCGGUGUAGACAGAGCGAGCACUGUCACCCACAUUCCACUUAUUCACCCUACUCUGUCUCAAGUCAUGCAUACUGCUGAUACAGGUACACCAGCUCAGACACCAGACUUGUUCCACAGACAGUCUGAGCAAUCAUCACAAACUUCGACACAGCAAAAAGAAGGCUUCGUUCGCCGAGCUCCCAUCGCCAUCCUCUCCAUCCUAUCACCUAUUGUCCCUUACCCUCGUAACCUUACCAACUCGCUCAAACACCUUGCACCCCAUCUAGCGACAUCGUUCUCGAACGCCUGGCAAUUUACCAAUGCCCAAGUCCAGGUCAACUCGGCGAGACAGCGGCGAACAAUUGGACAAGGUCCCGGUAGCACCAACAUCUCAGACCCCGAGAGUCUCGACGACCUUCUGCAUCUGGAUCUAGGAGACCUUUCGAACUCCACAGCUGGAAGUAUUACUAGCCCUUCCGACUAUUCUGGCCGUUCUAAGCACAGUCCUGGGGGCUCCAUCACCGGCACACCUGGAUGGGAUGCCGCCUCUUUGGGUUUCUCAAGCAAGCAUUCUAUCAACAGCACACCUGGCCAUCUUGCGGGGAGUGAGGCGGUCGAGAGCUACUUCGAUGCAAAGAAGAAGACGACGAGGGCACCGAGCCAAUCGAAGACAGCUGAGAAGAAAAACGAGAAAAGAGCUAGUGUCAAUCCGGUCGUGGAGUACUACGAAGACGAUGCCCUCACGCCAAAGAACGAGCAGGUAAUCACCAAAGACGAGGGCUCGAAUGCAGGAAAGAAAGCGCAACACCAACGUGGUCACUCGCUCCUGCAUUCGUACGGUGCUGACUUCGGAUCAUCGUUCCAAUCAUUGCCGGUAGCAACCACUCCAGGAGGUCACGCACCUGCUUCUCCUGGACAUGGAAGGAGAAACUCGAUCACCGAGACUUUCGACAUGCCGCCGCCGUCUGAAAGUCUGCUGCGCACAAUCAUCGAUUCGCUGCCCGUGCAGAUCUUCACAGCAGCACCUACUACCGGUGCAAUUACAUGGGUAAACUCAAAGUUCCUCAUCUAUGGAGGUCAAGACACUCGACAAGUCCUACAGGGUCCAUGGGAAUCGAUUCAUCCGGACGAUCGCGAGUCGUAUCUCGAACAGUGGAACAUGUCGUUGCGUACAGGCCAACAGCUUCAGAAGAAGGUUCGCCUGAAGCGAUUCGAUAACUGCUACAGGUGGUUCUACGCUCGAGUGGCGCCUUUGAAGAAUAAGCGACAACAGAUCGUCCAUUGGAUCGGGACCAACAUGGAUAUCCACGAGCAGCACCUCGCCGAAUUGAACUCUGCUCGACAGCAAGAGACGGCUGCAUCUGAGGCGAAGUACCGAGCGUUGGCAAACUCCAGUCCCCAGAUCGUUUUCGUGGUGUCCAACCGCAGAGGGCUAACAUUCUGCAACUCGCAGUGGACUACUUUCUCUGGUCAAGCAGAGAAGGAGGCGCUUGUUAACGGCUUCCUCGAGUAUGUGCACCCUGACGAUGUGAUCAAGUGCAAGCUACCAGACAUUGGGGAAGACGGAUCUACAAACGUACCGACCUCGGUCCCACCAGAACACAGCCGCCACAACUCGCAGCACUCAUCUUCAUCUGACGACUCUUCGGAGACUGACAAGACGGUCACGAGUCCCGGCUCGACGCCCGACAAGAUGGACAUGCCUCAAGCAAAGCUGUCCAAACUAGCAAGCACGGGUAUCUUGAAGGUUGCCAAGGAUGCUGAUGGUCGUGCUUCUUACUCUACGGAAGUACGGCUUCGCAAUAAGGACGGCGAAUACCGCUGGCACCUGGUCAGGAUCCUGCUCGAAAAGGCGCUUGCUCAAGACAGUGCUGAAGAGAGCUGGUACGGCACUGCUACCGACAUCAACGACCACAAGUUACUCGAGCAAACCUUAAAGGAGACUAUGGAUGCCAAGACAAGAUUUUUAAGCAACAUGUCCCACGAGAUCCGUACGCCGCUCAACGGUAUCUCAGGUAUGGUCAACUUCCUCCAAGACAGCUCGCUAAACGCAGAACAGCUGGAGCAUGUCAACAUCAUCAACGCCAGUACUGCCAGCUUGCUUAAUCUGAUUAACGACAUCCUCGAUCUCUCGAAGGUUGAGGCUGGUAUGAUCAAGUUGUCCAUGGAAUGGCUGCAUCUGCCGUCGCUCUUGGAAGAGGUCAAUGACCUUAACAUGGGACUGGCUAUUCAGAAGGGACUCGAGCUCAACUACCUGAUGGAGGAAGGCGUACCUUCUAUGGUAAAGGGCGACAAAUUCCGUAUUCGACAAGUCCUACUCAACGUUGUGGGUAACGCGAUAAAGUUCACGCCAAAGGGUGAGAUCUUUGUACGCUGCAAGCUGCAACCAGCAGAACGUUCCGGGCCGUUGAACGAGAACGAGACCAUGGUACGAUUCGAGGUGGUCGACACUGGACGUGGAUUCACCGAGAGUGAAGCGAAGUACCUGUUCAAACGAUUCAGCCAGAUCGAUGCGAGCAGCACAAGGCAGCACGGUGGUACGGGUCUUGGAUUAGCCAUCUCCAUGCAGUUCGUUGAAUUGCACGGAGGAAAGAUGGAUGCUCGCAGUGUGCCAGGCAAGGGCUCUACAUUCUUCUUCACGAUCAAGUUUGGCCUCCCUACACCAAACGACUUCCCGAAACCGUUGGUGGCAACGCCUCUCACACCGGCCACGGAGUUGGCGACUAUUGUUCCGCCGCUGCCCGCAGUGCAACCGUCGCCCCUACAAAAGCCGGUGUUCCCACAGAUCAGUGGCUCCGCACAGAACGCGCAGCUCAAGCGUAUGUCCAGCAUCUCGUCGGAACAGAGCGCCAAGUCUCCACCUGUUAGCUCAGCGGCAUCGAUCAGGUCGCAAGAGUCACCUUCGCUCUCCUCCGGUAGCUCGGAUCACUCUCUGACAAGUGCAGCGCUUACUGGCAAGUCGAGCCUGCGGUCUGAGAGGUCGUCUGCUUCGUCUUUCCUUGCGGACAGCCGUCUUACAAGCCCGGAUCCAGAGAUCAAUCUUUCGCUGCCUCCAAAACGAGCUGACAGCGAGGGCACAAAAUCUACUGACUCACUAGCAUCAGACAGUACCGCUCGCCCGUCAACUGCACCACCAGCUGCUGUUAAAUCGCCUUUAGCUCAGCCACCGAUGUACUCUAUCCUGGUCGUUUGUCCUUUAGUGCAUAGUAGGGAAGCUACAAUCAGGCACAUUAAGAAUACUCUUCCGCAAGGCAUCCCGCAUCAGAUCACCGGCGAAGAAAGCCUGAUCAGCGCCCAAAGGAUGCUUGGUGGUGACAAUCCAGUCAUCUUCACUCAUGUCGUAUUGGUUCUUCACGACACUGCAGAGGUGCAUGCCAUCAUGGAUCAGAUCUUCAGUUCUGUCCACUACGGCAAUACAUCUGUCGUGGUAGUAUCUGACCCGUCGCAAAAGAAGGAACUCAUGAAAGAGGCAUCGGUUUACGACUACGAACAACUUGCGGCAGAUCGACGACUCCAGUUCAUUUACCGACCAUUGAAGCCUUCCAAGUUCGCUGUCAUCUUUGAUCCGGAAAAGCAACGCGAGUCUAGUACAGACCGCAAUCAAGAUACAGCACAGCAAGUGGUCGUCAGCCAAAAGCUUGUCUUUGAGGAGCUCAAGAGACGACUUGGCGGUAAGGGCCACAAGGUGUUGCUCGUUGAGGACAACCAAAUCAAUCAGACUGUGAUUCUCAAGUUCCUUGCCAAGAUUGAUGUGACGACCGACACAGUUCUUGACGGCGUUCAAUGCACAGAGACAGUUUUCUCAAAGCCGCCGGGGUACUACUCCAUUAUCUUGGUAAGUCAUAACACUAGUCACGUGGUCGACUCGUACUGACAAUCAUGCAGUGCGACCUCCAUAUGCCAAACAAAGACGGCUACCAGGCCUGCAAAGAGAUCAGACGCUGGGAGAAGAAGCACGGUUACCGCCGCCACCCGAUCAUCGCUCUCUCCGCCAACGUCCUUGGCGACGUCUACGCCAAGUGCGUGGAGGCUGGCUUCAACUCUUACGUCACGAAACCCGUUGCCUUCAAAGAACUUUCUCUCGUCAUGACGAAAUUUGUGGAUCCUCCAGACCCGUCGAAACCCCCGGAACUGAUGAAAUUAAGAAAAUCUUGAACACAGAAACGGCCGCUUUCUUCUACACUACAAAUACCUUGCGCGCGAAUUAGGCGGGCGUUGAUAGGGACUUUUCACACGCAGCACUCGGAACACGUGUACCGACCG
Messenger RNA from Macroventuria anomochaeta, 6343 nucleotides. RefSeq lists its product as uncharacterized. Gene Ontology annotation, molecular function: histidine phosphotransfer kinase activity; protein binding; phosphorelay sensor kinase activity. The transcript has 2 exons. The coding region runs from base 171 to 5954 and encodes 1927 amino acids. The record is from RefSeq and is a predicted model, not a curated record. Lineage: Eukaryota; Fungi; Ascomycota; Dothideomycetes; Pleosporales; Didymellaceae. Gene Ontology annotation, biological process: protein autophosphorylation; phosphorelay signal transduction system.